AUUGCAUUCAAAUAACAUACCCUACAUGAAGUGCAUAGUAAAUUAGACAUGGGGAACCGUUCAGCAUGUGCUGUGCAGGCCAGGAGAUUCCUUUAUGUUUCUGUUGCAGGAAAUGCAGUGCUUUUAAUCGUGCUAAUAAUUGUAUACUUUUAUCAAAACCAUCUUAUUCAGAGGAAUGUUGAUUUUUCACAGACACUGAAGACAACAGAAUUAGAAUUUCGCUCAAGACAUCCCAAUGUAACUGUGGUAGAUGACACAGUGUGUUUAGAAUGUAAUUAUCUGGGAAAAGACGUAAAGGUGGAAGAAACAUUGUAUACCAACAUAAGUUAUUCAGACUGCGGAACGCGGUUAUGUUGUUUACAAGACAAAAGCAUAGCUAAACUUCUGCGACAGAUAAUGACCAUUCGUGAAGCCGAUUUAGAUAACGAAAGUGAUUCACAAUCUUUGUCGUGGUGGAGACAAAGACCAAAUUCGGCACACUUGUAUCUGAAGGACUGGGAUCGGAGUCGUCUGCUCUGGACGGAAGUAAAUAGAACCGGAUCUGCUUUCUCUAAUCUCAAAAUCAAAGACAACAACAAGCUAGUCAUCAAAGAACAGGGAUUAUAUUUUGUAUAUUCCGCUUUGGUUUUUGAUUUUGGAAAGAUUAAGAAAGUUCCCCAAAUUUACUAUAACAUCACUAGUUUUUUUCCUCCUGCUCCUCACUUUUCGCCUUUUAUUGUGAUGGGUAAGUAUGGCGGAUCCAGGUUUUCCGACAGACAACACACAGGGUACCUGAGUGGAAUUGUAAAGCUUUACCCAUCUCAUCAGAUCUCAGUUUCCAUCAAUGACCACAGAUUCAUAAAUCCCACGGCGUAUGGAAACUUCUUUGGUGUAUUCAAACUUUAGAAUGUUUUUAAACAACAGCUAGAGUAUUGUUU
Saccostrea echinata is the source of this 917-nucleotide messenger RNA. RefSeq lists its product as uncharacterized. Gene Ontology annotation, molecular function: tumor necrosis factor receptor binding. Gene Ontology annotation, biological process: immune response. Lineage: Eukaryota; Metazoa; Mollusca; Bivalvia; Ostreida; Ostreidae. The transcript is spliced from 3 exons. Gene Ontology annotation, cellular component: membrane. The coding region runs from base 49 to 885 and encodes 278 amino acids. The record is from RefSeq and is a predicted model, not a curated record.